AUGGCAGUGGCGCGCCGGUUGCGGCCGGCAGCAGGCCCGGCGGCAGCGGUGGCCGGGCGAACGGCGCGAAUCCCGGCACAGCCCGCUCCGGCGCGCACCGGGGCGGCAGUGCGGCGGCUGCUGCGGCCCAGCUUUGAUCCAGUGAAUAAACGCCAAUCGCAGCGCGCUUACAUGCAGCGCAGAAGGGUGUACAACGGCAACAACACCUCAAAAGUCGCCAUUGCAUUGUCUGACUCGGAGGUGCUGUGUGGCUUUGUGGAAUAUCAAGAACUGGUGCAGAUUCUGGCCAGCACUCCUGAGUUGGGAUCUGUGCUUGGGGAGGUGGCUCCGGCCAUUCAGGCGCUGACUAAGCGGCUGCAAAGCGCUGACUCACCGCUGACAGAGAAGGAAAAGCUUGUGCUGCGGCUCAAUGAGCAGAGUCCUGCAGACACCGGCAUCUUGUCAGCCUUUUUCCUGAACUUUGUCGCCCUCAAGCCCAAUCAGGCCAUUUGUGUGGCGGCCAAUGUUCCAUAUGCACAUGUCUCUGGUGAUCUGCUGGAUUGCAUUGACUCCCCCAGCACUGCAAAUGGCUUCGCACCCACGUUCAGAGACGCGGCGGCGGUUAGCGUGUGGCUGACUCACAGCCAGGGGUCCCCCAAGAUAUUUGAGGGGACAGAGCCAUCCUCAAGCCGCCCUUGCACCGUCACUUACAAGCCACCCAUCGGCGAAUUCGAGUUCUCCAAGAUCAAAAUCCCCAGGACAACCAAAUUCUCCGGCCAGCAAGAGUCAAUUCGUUCCAGCCAUGUCCCCCAGACACUGUAUGUGCAAGGAGGGCAGGGUAGAAUCUUUAAAAGGGACCCUGUCAGGCCUGACAUGCACACCACGGGGGACUGGCGGGAAUUGGAACUCCACAAGGGAGGUGUGGUGUUGAUACCUGCCAACACCUCGGUUGUGAUUGAAACUUUUGACCAAGGUCUGGACGUCUGGGUGGCUGCUGUCGAAAGCCCGGCCUUCAAACAAGGUGUGUCACUGGCGCGCACGAUUCCAUAA
Messenger RNA from Coccomyxa subellipsoidea C-169, 1029 nucleotides. Its product is annotated as RmlC-like cupin. The record is from RefSeq and is a predicted model, not a curated record. Gene Ontology annotation, cellular component: cytosol. Gene Ontology annotation, molecular function: mannose-6-phosphate isomerase activity. NCBI's taxonomy places the organism in Eukaryota, Viridiplantae, Chlorophyta, Trebouxiophyceae, Coccomyxaceae. The transcript has 7 exons. The coding region runs from base 1 to 1029 and encodes 342 amino acids. Gene Ontology annotation, biological process: GDP-mannose biosynthetic process.